CCAUGGUAACUGCGCCACGGUGGAGACGCCGCCGCCGCGGGGGCUGCUCGCUUCCUGCCGCCACCCGGGCCAUAACAACGGGCAGUCGCCUCCGGGGCUCUGCUGCCGGCAGCCGCCAGGACCAUCAGGUAUCCAUCAGGAGCUUGGAGCAUGGCCAUGAGCAGCGUCAGUGACCCCGUGGUUCUCAGCAAUGGCAGCAUCUUGUCCAACGCUGCUGGCCCAGGUAUCGUUGCGGCUACGGACGGAGAUGUUGCGGUCCAACAGCUCCCAUCCAAGGAACCACCAAGAGCAAAAGCGAGUCCAAACGGCUGCCUGCAACUUAAUGGUACAAUCAAACCCUCCUUUCUGCCUUUAGACAACCAAAGAACUCAGCAAAUGUUGUCGCAAUGCUGCCACCCCUGUCCGUACCAUCAUUCUUUAAGCAGCCACAAUAGCAAGCAAGAAUGUCACUCGGUGGUUGGCAGCUCAGCACCAUCUCCCAUGACCUCGUGCUGCGUGCAGCCACAUUCUGAGUAUUCAGCCUCUAUUUGCCAAAAACACCCCCCCGUCUAUCAGCCUGCCUGCUGUCUUCAGCCCUCCCCGUCCUUCUGCCUUCACCAGCAGUGGCCUGACCAUUUUCAGCAUCAGCCUGUGCAGCAGCACAUAGCCAGGAUAAGGCCAGCCAGACCGUUCAAGUUACCAAAAAGCUACGCUGCGCUGAUAGCCGACUGGCCCGUGGUGGUCCUGGGCAUGUGUACGGUGUUGAUAGUGGUGUGUGCCCUGGUUGGAAUACUGGUUCCAGAUCUUCCAGAUUUCUCUGAUCCGUUGCUGGGGUUUGAACCACGAGGGACGGCCAUAGGACAGAGAUUGGUCACGUGGAACAACAUGGUCAAAAACACGGGGUACAAAGCCACGCUUGCAAACUAUCCUUUCAAAUAUGCAGAUGAGCAAGCUAAAAGUCAUCAGGAUGACAGAUGGUCAGACGAUCACUACGAGAGAGAGAAGAGACAAGCAGAGUGGAACUUCCACAAGGACACCUUCUUCUGCGAUAUUCCCAGUGAUCGCUAUUCACGAGUGGUGUUUACAUCAACAGAAGGAGAGAAUUUAUGGAAUUUGAAUGCAAUUAAGUCCAUGUGCAAUGUAGAUAACUUGAGGAUCAGAUCCCAUUCCCACUUUGGCGAUCUCUGCCAGAGAGCCACUGCGGCUUCCUGCUGCCCCAGCUGGACGCUGGGCAACUACAUCGCCAUCCUGAACAACAGGUCCUCCUGUCAAAAAAUCGUGGAGAGGGACGUCUCCCACACCCUCAAGCUGCUCCGCACGUGUGCCAAAUACUACUACAACGGGACGCUGGGGCCCGACUGCUGGGAUAUGAGCGCCAAGAGGAAGGACCAGCUCAAGUGUACAAACGUGCCUCGCAAGUGUACCAAGUACAACGCUGUUUACCAGAUCCUCCACUAUCUCGUGGACAAGGAUUUCCUAAGCCCAAAGACAGCCGACUACGUCCUACCAGCUUUAAAGUACAGCAUGCUCUUCUCCCCCACGGAGAAGGGGGAAAGCAUGAUGAGUAUUUACCUAGAUAACUUUGAGAACUGGAACGCUUCCGACGGUGUCACCACCGUCACCGGGAUCGAGUUUGGAAUAAAACACAGGUUGUUCCAGGAUUACCUGCUGAUGGAUACUGUGUAUCCUGCCAUAGCCAUUGUAAUUGUUCUAUUAGUUAUGUGUGUGUACACAAAGUCCAUGUUUAUCACGCUGAUGACGAUGUUUGCAAUAAUUAGUUCCUUGAUUAUUUCGUACUUUCUCUAUCGGGUAGUAUUUAAUUUUGAAUUCUUUCCGUUCAUGAACCUCACUGCGUUGAUUAUUCUUGUUGGGAUUGGAGCAGAUGAUGCUUUUGUCUUGUGUGACGUUUGGAACUACACAAAGUUUGACAAACCUCAUGCUGGAACCUCCGAGACGGUGAGCAUCACCUUGCAGCACGCUGCUCUCUCCAUGUUCGUCACGAGUUUUACUACCGCCGCUGCCUUCUACGCUAAUUACGUCAGCAAUAUCACAGCAAUCAGGUGUUUUGGUGUUUACGCCGGCACUGCCAUCUUGGUGAAUUACGUUUUGAUGGUCACGUGGCUGCCUGCUGUGGUUGUGUUACACGAACGAUACCUUCUCAAUAUUUUCAGCUGCUUUAAGAAACCUCAGCAGAGGGUGUACAGCAACAAAAACUGCUGGACAGUGUUGUGCCAAAUGUUCCACAAGGUUAUUUUUGCAGUCUCAGAAGCGUCCAGGAUAUUUUUUGAAAAAGUGUUGCCGUGCAUCGUUAUCAAGUUUCGAUACAUCUGGCUUUUCUGGUUCCUUGCCUUAACAAUAGGUGGAGCUUAUAUCGUGUGUGUAAAUCCAAAGAUGAAAUUGCCAUCCUUGGAGCUCUCUGAGUUUCAGGUAUUUAGGUCUUCUCACCCCUUUGAACGAUACGAUGCAGAAUACAAAAAGCUUUUUAUGUUUGAACGUGUCCACCACGGAGAAGAGCUCCACAUGCCGAUUACGGUCAUCUGGGGUGUCACACCUGAGGAUAACGGUGACCCUUUAAACCCUAAAAGUAAAGGAAAGCUGCAGCUAGAUAGCAGUUUUAACAUCGCUAGCCCGGCUUCACAGGUGUGGAUUUUACGUUUCUGUCAGAAGUUAAGAAAUCAGACAUUUUACUAUCAGACUGACGAACAAGACUUCACGAGCUGCUUCAUUGAAACGUUUAAGCAGUGGAUGGAAAAUCAAGACUGUGACGAGCCGGCUCUUUACCCCUGCUGCAGCCACUGGAGCUUUCCCUACAAACAAGAAGUUUUUGAAUUAUGUAUCAAGAGAGCGAUAAUGGAGCUAGAAAGAAGCACAGGGUACCAUUUAGACAGUAAAACCCCAGGGCCUCGCUUUGACCUGAACGACACCAUCAGGGCAGUGGUGUUGGAGUUCCAAAGCACCUACCUCUUCACGCUGGCUUAUGAGAAAAUGCAUCAGUUCUACAGAGAGGUGGACUCCUGGAUUUCAAGUGAGCUUAGUUCAGCUCCGGAAGGUCUUAGCAAUGGCUGGUUCGUGAGUAACCUCGAAUUUUACGAUCUUCAGGACAGCCUUUCUGAUGGGACUCUGAUUGCCAUGGGUCUUUCGGUUGCUGUUGCGUUUAGCGUAAUGCUUCUUACAACUUGGAAUAUAAUCAUCAGCCUUUAUGCAAUAGUUUCGAUAGCCGGAACUAUUUUUGUCACUGUAGGUUCUCUGGUUCUUCUUGGGUGGGAGCUAAACGUGUUAGAAUCUGUCACUAUUUCAGUGGCUGUUGGCUUAUCUGUAGACUUUGCUGUUCAUUACGGAGUGGCUUAUCGCUUAGCCCCGGACCCUGACCGAGAGGGGAAGGUAAUUUUUUCUUUAAGCCGUAUGGGUUCUGCUAUUGCAAUGGCUGCCCUGACGACAUUUGUAGCUGGAGCCAUGAUGAUGCCCUCCACGGUGUUGGCCUACACGCAGCUGGGGACUUUCAUGAUGCUUAUCAUGUGCAUUAGUUGGGCUUUUGCAACGUUCUUCUUCCAGUGCAUGUGCCGGUGCCUCGGGCCCCAGGGCACUUGUGGCCAGAUCCCGCUACCGAAAAAACUGCGGUGUAACGCCUUCUCUCAGACCUUUUCAGGAGCCCAAGGGGGCAGAGGACAAAAUAAAUCCCAUGCUGUUAGCAAGUACCAGCUGGACUCCCGAAAUCCAAAGCCGGAAAUGGAGCACGAGCACUACGAGCUGGAGCCGCUGGCGUCGCAGCCGGGCGGCUGUAACCCUGCUGAGAAAGUGACUUUUGAAGAAACCCACAUCUGCUCGGAGGUCUUCAGCACCAGGCCCCAAAACACCUGUGUGCCUCUACAUCCAGCCUACGGCAACGAAGUGGGUAAAAGCAUAAAAAACGUCGCUGGCUCAGCUGUGCUGCAGACCUCUCUUGACCAGCACGCCCUAUGCCCCAUUUUCUCCCAGAGCAGGCAGUGUAGCUGCCCUGAUGCCUACAAGCAAGUGGCGGUGAAGUGGAGCCCACACUCCUGUCAACAGUUGAGCGAUGCCUUCUGUUACCAGUGCUCUCCUUCUCCGGGGACCGUGCAGAUCCAGAGCUCCGUAGCUCCCAUCAAUGCUUUACAGCCGACCACCGAAGGGUACGUGCACCCCCUCCCGCACGUCCUCCACUGCACCUGCCUUCAGGGAAGGCUCAAAAGAACCGUGACCCAGAACUCGCUGCCUAAAAACUUCCUCCUCCAGUCCGUGCAACAGUUCCAGGCACAUCAAAGAAUAAACCGGACAGAUUCACACCCUCAUCCCAACCCCGAGGAAAACGUAAGGACCGUUCCAAAGGUGAUGAGCUCCUCCCAGUUCCUCUGCCGAAACGCGGGGCCUCUCGUAGUGCGUUGCUCCGAAUGCGAGAAGAGCUUAUCCAAUAACCCCAAGGGCUUCUGCCCGCAGACGGACACGCGCGACGAAAAGGGCGGCGCGGAAGCCAACGGGGUCGAAAGCAAGAAACCCUCUCUCUCCAAGCAGAAAAAGAAAGGGGAGAGCAAGGUGGAUCCCCAUUCCUCGCAGAACGAGCGGGUCCCCAAGGCUGACCCGGGUGAGAAGCAGCCCCCGGUGAGUCGGGCGGGGGCAGAGGCUCGCUGCCAGGGCUGCCGCCGGGGCUCCCGCUGCGGUAGCCAGGCUCUGGCAGCCAAGUGCAAUUCUGUUGACUGUCAAAUGCCAAACGUCGAAGCCAAUGUGCCUCCUGUGUUAAUGCGCCCAGAGCUUUCCAAUGAGAGUUUGUUAAUAAAAACGCUAUAAGAAA
This is a messenger RNA of Calidris pugnax (ruff), 4783 nucleotides long. It is a transcript of the gene DISP1, whose product is annotated as dispatched homolog 1 (Drosophila). NCBI's taxonomy places the organism in Eukaryota, Metazoa, Chordata, Aves, Charadriiformes, Scolopacidae. The transcript is spliced from 9 exons. The coding region runs from base 151 to 4779 and encodes 1542 amino acids. The record is from RefSeq and is a predicted model, not a curated record. Gene Ontology annotation, cellular component: membrane.